Messenger RNA from Symphalangus syndactylus (siamang), 4411 nucleotides. RefSeq names its product protein phosphatase 1 regulatory subunit 18 (gene PPP1R18). The record is from RefSeq and is a predicted model, not a curated record. Lineage: Eukaryota; Metazoa; Chordata; Mammalia; Primates; Hylobatidae. Gene Ontology annotation, molecular function: phosphatase binding.
GGGCGGAGUGCGGGGCAGAGGGGUGGGGGCUGGGGAGAGGCGUGGCCCGAGCGGUGCUGGAAGCGGAGCCGGGACCUUUGGGGCCCGCGCUGAAAGGCGCCGGGCUGCUGCCGCCGCGCUCCUUUCCCCUCUUCCCUGGUUUCCCUUCUCCUCUAGACCUGUUCGCUCUCCGACCCUCCUUGCCUCCCCAACACUCCCACAGGUCCCGUUGCCUCCUGGUCCUUUCAGAUUCCUGGUCCUUCCUUCCCAUACUAGCCUUCCUGGGGUAUCGCUGAGGCAGCCUGGCCUGCACCCAGGUUCCCCUCACCCCAGCCACAUUUCUCUCUUCUCCCUCACGCCAACUUUCCUUUUCGCCCUUCUCUCUCUUUCUCACAUCCUAGAGACUGUCUUUAAUACGCAUUAACCCUGUACUGCCACAUCUGGCUCCUGCCCUCAUUGCCUCCAAUCGGGACUCUUCCUCUCAUAUCACCCCCACCACCCCCAACUUGGGCUCACAACUUCUCUUCACUUUUUCCAUUUCCCCAGUUCUCUGCCUUCCGUCUUUCCCUCUGUCCUCAUCCUCUGCCCCGGUUUGUGUCCCACCUCUCCCCCUCCACUUCCUCUCCUCCCACCCUCAGUCUCACCCCCUGGGCUGUCUCACUCUCUGGAGCCUCUCCUUCCUGUUCUCUGUCCCCAGUGCUCCCUACCCUCACCUCAAGGCGACCAUGGCCACCAUCCCUGACUGGAAGCUACAGCUGCUAGCCCGGCGCCGGCAGGAGGAGGCAUCCGUUCGAGGCCGGGAGAAAGCAGAACGGGAGCGCCUGUCCCAGAUGCCAGCCUGGAAGCGAGGGCUCCUGGAGCGCCGCCGGGCCAAGCUUGGGCUGUCGUCCCCUGGGGAGCCUAGCCCUGUGCCAGGGACUGCAGAGGCGGGACCUCCAGACCCAGAUGAGUCUGCGGUCCUUCUGGAGGCCAUCGGGCCAGUGCACCAGAACCGAUUCAUCCGGCAGGAGCGGCAGCAGCAGCAGCAGCAACAACAACGGAGUGAAGAGCUGCUAGCAGAGAGAAAGCCUGGGCCUCUGGAGGCCCGGGAGCGGAGACCCAGCCCUGGGGAGAUGCGGGAUCAGAGCCCCAAGGGAAGAGAGUCAAGAGAAGAGAGACUAAGUCCGAGGGAGACCAGAGAGAGGAGGCUGGGGAUAGGGGGAGCCCAAGAGUCGAACCUGAGGCCUCUGGAGGCUCGGGACUGGAGGCAAAGCCCAGGAGAGGUGGGAGACAAGAGCUCCCGACUGUCAGAGGCAUGGAAAUGGAGGCUGAGUCCUGGAGAAACUCCAGAGCGGAGUCUGAGACUAGCAGAGUCUCCAGAGCAAAGCCCCGGGAGAAAAGAGGUGGAAUGUAGACUGAGCCCAGGGGAAUCUGCCUACCAGAAGUUGGGCCUGACAGAGGCCCAUAAAUGGAGACCUGACUCCAGGGAGUCUCAGGAACAGAGUUUGGUACAACUGGAGGCAACUGAGUGGAGGCUAAGGUCAGGAGAAGAAAGACAAGGCUACUCGGAAGAAUGUGGGAGAAAAGAAGAGUGGCCAGUUCCAGGGGUGACUCCAAAAGAGACUGCAGAGCUGUCCGAGACCCUGACAAGGGAGGCCCAAGGCAACAAUUCCACAGGAGUGGAGGCAGCAGAGCAGAGGCCUGUGGAAGAUGGCGAGAGGGGCAUGAAGCCAACAGAAGGGUGGAAAUGGACCCUGAACUCUGGGAAGGCUCGAGAAUGGACACCCAGGGACACAGAGGCUCAAACUCAGAAACCAGAACCUCCAGAGUCAGCAGAGACGCAUCUGGAACCUCCCGGUGUGGAGGCUGGUGAAGGGGAGGCUGAGAAGGAGGAGGCAGGGGCUCAGGGCAGGCCUCUGAGAGCCCUGCAGAACUGCUGCUCUGUGCCUUCCCCCCUCCCACCAGAGGACGCUGGGACUGGAGGCCUGAGACAGCAGGAAGAGGAAGCAGUGGAACUCCAGCCCCCACCACCAGCCCCUCUGUCUCCCCCACCCCCAGCCCCAACUGCCCCCCAACCUCCUGGGGAUCCCCUCAUGAGCCGCCUGUUCUAUGGGGUGAAGGCAGGGCCAGGGGUGGGGGCCCCCCGCCGCAGUGGACACACCUUCACCGUCAACCCCCGGCGGUCUGUGCCCCCUGCGACCCCAGCCACCCCAACCUCUCCAGCCACAGCUGAUGUUGCAGUCCCAGGGGCUGGGAAGAAGCGGUACCCAACUGCCGAGGAGAUCUUGGUUCUGGGGGGCUACCUCCGUCUCAGCCGCAGCUGCCUUGCCAAGGGGUCCCCCGAAAGACACCACAAACAGCUUAAGAUCUCCUUCAGCGAGACAGCCCUGGAGACCACGUACCAAUACCCUUCCGAGAGUUCGGUACUGGAGGAGCUUGGCCCGGAGCCUGAGGUCCCCAGUGCCCCCAACCCCCCAGCAGCCCAACCCGACGACGAAGAGGAUGAGGAAGAGCUGCUGCUGCUGCAGCCAGAGCUCCAGGGCGGGCUGCGCACCAAGGCCCUGAUUGUGGGUAAGCGGAGGCUCCGCCGGCCCGAGGGCGCCCCCUGCUGUCAGAGCGGGAGCUGUGGUCCAGGAGAGAAGAGGAGGGAGGAUCGCAUGUAGGCGCUUGGAAGGGGCUUGGCGGGUCCUCUGGUCCAACCUGCUCCUUUAACAGAUGGGCAAACUGACGUCCCGGGCAGUGAAGUACACAUUGAGUCUUCAGGUUUCAAAACGAGAACUCUUCCUGAGUGCUGGUAAUCUGGUCAAAACCACAGGGUGGGUCGACAGGCCUGAGUUGGAAUUCCAGCUUGUCUCUUAAUUGUGUGAUCUCAGGGAAACCAUCUGAUCUCUGGCUUUAGUUUACUAUUUAUGAAAUGAAGUUAAUAAUAACUACCUCCUGUGGCUCAUGCCUGUAAUCCCAGCACUUUGGGAAGCCAAGACGGGUGGAUCACUUGAGCCCAGGAGUUCAAGACCACCCUGGACAACAUGGCAAAAUCCUGUCUCUACAAAAAAAUACAAAAAUUAUCCAGGUGUGGGCCGGGCACGGUGGCUCAUGCCUGUAAUACCAGCACUUUGGGAGGCGAGGCGGGCGGAUCACGAAGUCAGGAGAUCGAGACCAUCCUGGCUAACAUGGUGAAACCCCAUCUUUACUAAAAAUACAAAAAAAAUUAGCCGGGCGUGGUGGCAGGCGCCUAUAGUCCCAGCUACUUGGGAGGCUGAGGCAGGAGAAUGGCGUGAACCUGGGAGGCGGAGCUUGCAGUGAGCCGAGAUCGCGCCACUGCACUCCAGCUUGGGCAACAGAGCGAGACUCCGUCUCAAAAAAAAAAAAAAAAAAAAUUAGCCAGGUGUGGCAGUGCGCAGCUGUGGUUCCAGGUACUUUGGAGGCUGAGGUGGGAGGAUCGUUUGACCUCAGGAGUUAGAGGCUGCAGUGAGCCGAUAUUGCACCACCCACUGCACUCCAGCCUGGGCAACAGAGGAAGGCCCUGUCUCAAAAAAAACAAACAGGCCAGGCACGGUGGCUCACGCCUGUAAUCCCAGCACUUUGGGAGGCCAAGGCAGGUGGAUCACUCAAGGUCAGAAGUUCAAGACUAGCCUGGCCAACAUAGUGAAAACCCAUCUCUACUAAAAAUACAAAAAUUAGUUAGGCAUGGAGGUGGAUACCUGUAAUCCCUGCUACUCGGGAGUCUGAGGCAGGAGAAUCACUUGAACCCGGGAAGCAGAGGUUGCAGUGAGCCGAGAUGAUGCUGCCACACUCUCUAGCCUGGGCAACAGAGUGAAAUUCUGUCUCAAAAAAACAGAAACCAAAAACUGUCUCCUAGAGUUGUAGAAAAGAUUAAGUAAUUUAUUUUAUUUAUUUAUUUAUUUUGAGACAGCGUCUCCCUCUGUCGCCCAGACUAGAGUACAGUGGCACAACCUUGGCUCACUGCAACCUCUGCCUCCCAAGUUCAAGCGAUUCUUGUGCCUCAGCCUCUUGAGUAACUGGGAUUACAGAUGUGUACCAUCGCAACUGGCGAGUUUUUAUAUUUUUAGUAAAGACAGGGUUUCCCUAUGUUGGUCAGGCUGGUCUUGAACUCUGGACCUCAAGUGAUCCUCCCACCUCAGCCUCCCAAAUUGCUCGGAUUACAGAUGCUCCAGGCCAAGAUUAAGUAAUUUUUGUGAAGCACCAAGAGCGACAGCUGGAUAUCAAAUUACUUAAUCUCUGCUGGAGUUAUGGUGAGAUUAAACAGUUAUAAGGAUGCCUGGCACAGAGUCCAAGUUAAAUGAGUGAUGGAUGUGGUUAUUGGUGGUAACGUGCUUUAGAUAUGGAAGAUAUUAUAGGACUUCCUGCAUGCCAACUGCCCUUCAAUUUGUGUGUGGGGGAAGGGAGGGCAGAAGGCAGAGGCUCUCACUCAUUCUCUAUCAUUAUUGGCCCC